AUGACCUUUAUGGUCGAGCGCGCGGCCAUGAGAACUCCUGAAGUGGAUACUAGAGACGCGGCUGUAGGCGUCAAACAAAUCAGCCUCGAGACUCUACUGGAGUCGCGUUUGUGUGUGUCGUGGCAACAGGUCGUCCGACCGGUCGGCCAACCAGUCGACCAACCAGUCGAGCAGACAGUCUCCCUCCCUCGAUCUCCGUCCUCACUCCUCCACCCCUCCCCUCCCUCGAUUUCCCCGUCGGCCAGCCACUAG
This is a messenger RNA of Danaus chrysippus (African queen), 252 nucleotides long. NCBI's taxonomy places the organism in Eukaryota, Metazoa, Arthropoda, Insecta, Lepidoptera, Nymphalidae. The record is from the annotation of a GenBank genome assembly.